This is a messenger RNA of Kluyveromyces lactis, 255 nucleotides long. It is a transcript of the gene LSM5, whose product is annotated as RNA-binding protein LSM5. Gene Ontology annotation, cellular component: U6 snRNP; U4/U6 x U5 tri-snRNP complex; Lsm1-7-Pat1 complex. NCBI's taxonomy places the organism in Eukaryota, Fungi, Ascomycota, Saccharomycetes, Saccharomycetales, Saccharomycetaceae. The transcript has a single exon. The coding region runs from base 1 to 255 and encodes 84 amino acids. The record is from RefSeq and is a predicted model, not a curated record. Gene Ontology annotation, molecular function: RNA binding. Gene Ontology annotation, biological process: mRNA splicing, via spliceosome.
AUGAGUAGUGUUUCAGAGAUUUUGCCCCUAGAGGUCAUUGACAAAACAAUAGGACAGGAAGUGACCAUUCUACUUAAAGAUUACAGAGAAUUCUUUGGUACGCUAGUAGGGUUCGAUGAUUACGUUAAUGUUGUCAUUGAAAAUGCGGUAGAGUAUUUGGAAGACCAGGAGAUUAAAAGAUUCCAGGGAAAGAUGUUAUUGACUGGUAACAACAUUGCUAUGUUGAUACCUGGUGGAAAACCUGCUUCAAAUUAA